AUGCUGUAUAGACUGGCGGCAGGACUAGCUCCUGCGCUGGCGACUGCCGGCCGCACCGCGCUGCCCAUGGCGGCGCGUCUAGCGGCGGCACGGGCCAUGACGGGCGUCAUUCACGAUUCUCCCGGUGUGGAGGAAGGCGUCAUCGUCACGGCGCACGCCCAUAAGACGAUGGUCACGUGCGACCAGGGAGGUUUCCGCUUCGACAUCGGCGAGCCCGGAAUGGACGAGGCAGACGAGGGCAACGGCAACGGCACCGCCGCCACGCCCCUCGGGCAUCUCCUCGGCUCGGUGAUCGGCAGCUCGCAGUGGAGCGCCCUGCACGCCGCGCGGGACAAGGGCGUCGACCUCGGCGAGGUCAAGUGGGUCGCUGUCGGGCACUACGACGCGCUGGGGCAGCUGGGCGUCAAGGGCCACACUCCGGUGAUCAAGGAAAUACAAGUGGUCGGACAGGUGUCCACCAACGUCACCGACUCCGUGCUGCAGUCCAUCCACGAGGACGCGCAGUCCAGGGACCCCGUGGUGGCCACGCUGCGCAUGGGCGGCGUCUCGCUGCAGCACGUCCUGAUGCGCAGGGGCGGGCACCUGCACGGGCGCUCCAACCAGCCGUGCUACCUGCACAGCUGCCUGGACAGCCGCGGACCGGGCACGCACCGCGUGCACCCCCCGGAGGACAGAGACGUCAGGAUGCAGCGCGGGGACCUGCCGUACCGCCCGCAGGGCGUGAAGCGGCAGGGCGUGCACGGCUCGCGGUUCGCGGCGUGGGGCAGGAUGGAGGAGGGCGGGUGA
Molecule: messenger RNA, 786 nt
Organism: Pedinophyceae sp. YPF-701
Lineage: Eukaryota; Viridiplantae; Chlorophyta; Pedinophyceae
Source: the annotation of a GenBank genome assembly